AUUAUGAAUAGAUAUAUUAACUAUGACAUCCUCAAGCUGUAUAGAUAAAAUUGAAUAUAUUUAUCAAUUGCCAUUUUUUACGCGAUCGGAACUUUGUAAAAUACUCAAUCAAAAUGAUAAGUGGGAAGAACUUGCUGGUAUAUAUAUGAAAUAUGAUGUAUUAACAAUACAAACUUUAAGAAAAGAAAAAAAUCCAACAGAUGAAUUAUUAACAUUAUGGGGACAUCACAAUCAUACUAUAUUGGAAUUAUUUGUUUUACUAUCAAGAAUGCAGCAUUAUCAAUCUAUGUUGCCAUUAAUACCUUUUGUUGAAGAAAAGUUUCACAAGUUACUUUACAAUGGUGAAGGAAAUUUUUAUAGAUUACUUGGAAAACAGUUAAAUAAAAAUAAAAAAGAUUUGAAAAUAGGAAAGCAAAAUUUUAAUCACAUUGCAUCACCAGAACCAAAUGUACCAAAAAUUACUGUAGAAAAAAUUACUAAGGAAGAAUCUUAUAAAAUUUUAAAUAAACCAAUGCAAGCCAUACAUAUUGGAGUUAGUCCAAGUAAUUCUAAUAAUUUACUUGUUGCUUCUUUAGCAGCAGCAAAUCCUUUACCAGUAUCUUUAUCAUGUAUUCCAAUAAAUAAAAAAAAAGAUGAUAAUGUUUUGAAACCAGAAGCAACUAUACCUUGUGUUAUUUAUAAUGAAUUAAAUAUAGCUACUAAUGAAUGGAAUAAAAAUAAUAUAUUAGGAAGAGGUGGUUUUGGAACUGUGUAUAGAGGUACUUGGAAAAAUACAAAUGUAGCUAUUAAAAAAAUAGAAAAAAGAGGAACAGAUUCUGAUGAAAGUUUUGUACUUCAACUUCAACAAUCUCUUAGAGAAAUUAAAAUUUUAAAUUUUUGUCGGCAUGAAAAUAUUUUACCAUUAUAUGCAUAUAGUAUAGAUAAAGUACCUUGUCUUAUUUAUCAACUUAUGAAAAAUGGAUCUUUAGAAGAUAGAUUACGAAUGAGACAGAAAAGUCAACCAUUAUCCUGGAUUCAGCGACAUGAAAUAGCUAAAGGUACUGCUUGUGGAUUACAGUAUUUACAUACAAUUGGAGAAAAACCUUUGAUACAUGGUGAUAUCAAGAGUGCUAAUAUUCUACUUGAUAAAAAUUUUGAACCUAGAAUUGGUGAUUUUGGUUUAGCAAGAGAAGGUCCUGAAAGUGAUUCUAUGAAAGUAAGCAAAAUUCAUGGUACUAGACCAUAUCUUCCAGAAGAAUUUUUACAUGAACGAAAAUUGUCUACAAAAGUAGAUACAUAUAGUUAUGGUAUAGUUUUAUUUGAACUAGCUACUGGUUUACCAGCUUAUGAUGAAUCUAGAUUAGAAAAUAAGUUCUUAAAAGAUUUAAUUGAUACAUUAGAAAAUGAAAAUCUUGUUUUGUUAAUAGAUAAAAAAGCAGGUGAAGAAAAUAAGCAGGUUUUUGAUAAUUUUAUGAUCUUAGGAAAAUGGUGUAGUAAUCAUAUGGCACAAAAUAGGCCUGAAAUGUAUAAUGUAUUCAAGAAAUUAAAUGAUUUAUAAUUUAAUAGGAUUUAUGCUUUAUAUAAAUGUUCUAUUUUAUAUUUUGUAAAUUGUUUUGCAUGCAGAUCAUUUCUUAAGCAAAUACAUUGUAGAUAAUGUAAAGUAUAUAUAUUAAUAUAGUUUAUAUUGUAUAGUCUAAAAAUAUGUUAAAAAUAUAUUGCAAUGUUAAAAAUUAAGAAUAUAUAAUUUUCUUAUACGAUUAUAAUUUUUAUAAUUAUAAUUGUAUUAUGUAUAUCGACAUGUAUCUAGCAAUGUGUAUCGAUGUUAACAUGUAUAUGAGUAAAAAAUUAUUACUAAUUCCUAAGGAAUCUUUGUAAUUUUAUUGAUUUGUAUGCUAUGUAUGCUAUAAUAUUUUAGAGAUAAUUAUAUUAAUAUUUUUGUUCCAUGAAGAAUAUUUGUAUUUUCAUAUAGAAUUUAUAUGUAAUAAAAAUAUUUUUAAAGAAAAAUUGUUAUUUUAAUUAUUUUUAUAACACAAUAGAUGACAUUAUAGGUAAUAAUAUAUUAUCUUAAGUAAUUUUGUAAUAAAAAAUUGAUUAUAAAAAUAUUAAAAUUUAUUAUAAUAGAUAAAAUAAUUUUUGUAUAAGGCAUAAGUAAAGUACAUAAUAAGUAAUGAUUAUUAUUUCUGUUUCAUAUAUUGAAUAAUUCUAAAUGAAAUUUAAAUGUAAUUUUAUAAAAUUUAUAUAAUAUAAUUUAAUUUCUACAAAAAUAUUCAAACAAGAUUGAGUAUAAUCAUAAGUAUUUAUAGUAAUUGAUAAAUUUUCAUUAAUUCCUUAUAUUAAUUAGAAAUUGUAAUUAAUUUAAUUAUAUUUAUAAUUAUAUUAUAAUUACAAUAUUUUUUUAUAAAAGGAAACUCUAUACUGAAACGUAUAUAAGAUGUUUCGAGUAGUAAAGAUAUUUCCGGUGAUGCGAAUCGGAAUAGAAUGAAGUGUUACAGUGAUCAUUGUUUCAAUGAAAAUAUUGAAUAUAGAUAUACAUAAAAAUACAAAAAUUUAAUUAGAAAUACAAUCCGGAUUAAGACCUUCCACAUUAUCGUAUAUACUAGAAUCAGCGUGAAGAAAAUGCGGCAAUGACAUCGCUGCAGAAUAGAAGCUUUGUCAUCAUAAUAUUCAUAAUUCAACUCGUGUAGGAGUUCACAUCAUCGAAUAAAUCAAGACGAUACG
Messenger RNA from Apis cerana (Asiatic honeybee), 2697 nucleotides. It is a transcript of the gene pll, whose product is annotated as serine/threonine-protein kinase pelle. Gene Ontology annotation, cellular component: plasma membrane. Gene Ontology annotation, biological process: protein phosphorylation; signal transduction. The record is from RefSeq and is a predicted model, not a curated record. Lineage: Eukaryota; Metazoa; Arthropoda; Insecta; Hymenoptera; Apidae. Gene Ontology annotation, molecular function: ATP binding; protein binding; protein kinase activity.